AUGAAUAUCUUAUAUAGUUCAGCAUUGGUAUGUUGUUUUUGCAUCAUUCAAAUUCAGGCCUACAAAUCCAGUUAUGUUCACCAUAAUAAUAAUGGUGUUCAACAACAAGAGUUUCUUUCAUUGUAUCCGCAUGCUGUUUAUGGAAAUGCUGAUCAACAACCUGUAUAUUCAGGUCCAGGCAAACAAACUAAAACGAAAUUGUUUGAAAUUGUAAACGAGUGGAAAUAUUUAGAUUUCGAAUAUUUAACAUACGAACAGCGAAGACGAGCAAUUGAAAAUAGGGAAUUUAUUCCGGAAAAUAACCUGCCACUAGGCAUUGACUUCUACGAAAAUCGAAUAUUUAUUACAACACCUCGAUGGAAAGAUGGCGUUCCAGCCAGUUUCGGCUAUUUAAAUUAUCCACCUGCAGAACGUAGUCCGGCUAUUAAGCCAUAUCCAAAUUGGGAAGCUCAUAGUGAUCCUUAUAAUCCGGAUUGCUCCAAAUUAAUCUCCGUAUACCGAACCUUUAUUGAUAGCUGUAAACGAAUUUUUUUAAUAGAUUCGGGUAUUGUUAAUGCCACUGUCUCACUUAAUCAAGUAUGUCCUCCGAAAAUAGUUGCCUUCGAUUUGAGGACAAAUGAAAAAAUAGUCCAUUAUGACUUUCCAGCUAGUCAAAUAAAAGAAGAUAGUUUACACUCAAAUAUUGUGGUGGAUGUUACCGAUGAUCGUUGCGAUGAUGCACAUGUUUACGUUACUGACGUUUGGCGCUUUGGCAUUCUAGUGUACAGUUUGAGGAAAAACCGAAGUUGGCGAGUAACCAACUAUAACUUUUCUCCCGAUCCGGUUGCUUCUGAUUUCAAUGUAUAUGGCUUAAACUUUCAAUGGUUGGAUGGUGUGUUUGGUAUGAGCAUGUCUUUGCCGAAGAUAUCGACAAAUGAACGUGUAUUGUACUUUCAUCCAAUGGCAAGCUUUAAGGAAUUUAUGGUGUCUACAAGUUUAUUGAAAGAUGAAAACAUAUGGAUAGCUGAUGCUCAAAAGGUGGCCAAGUAUUUUGUACCGAUUGGAGAAAGAGGAGAGUUUGGCCAAUCUUCAACGUCUGGUAUUGCACAAAAUGGAGUUAUGUUUUUUACACAAGUGCACAGAGAUGAUAUUGGAUGCUGGGAUACAUCUAAAUCGUAUGGUCAAAACAACAUCCAUAGAUUUUUCGAUAACGGUCCUAAGGCGAACAAUGGCGGCAAAAAUGUAACAGAAACCCUGAUACAAUUUCCAAACGACUUAAAAGUUGAUCACGAGCCGUUACCACAUCAAAAUAUAUGGGUUAUAAGCAAUCGUUUGCCGAUUUAUCUAUACAGCCAACUAAACUAUGAUGAAAUUAAUUUCCGUAUUUUAAAAGCAAAUGUUGCUAAUCUUAUUGCGAAUACAGUUUGUGAUCCGCUUGAAAGUCCGGGACCUCUGGAGGGUGCUGUAGCUUAA
Molecule: messenger RNA, 1452 nt
Organism: Calliphora vicina (urban bluebottle blowfly)
Lineage: Eukaryota; Metazoa; Arthropoda; Insecta; Diptera; Calliphoridae
Gene: yellow-h
Product: L-dopachrome tautomerase yellow-h
Exons: 3
Coding region: 1-1452 (483 amino acids)
Cellular component (GO): extracellular region
Source: RefSeq, a predicted model, not a curated record